Molecule: messenger RNA, 1119 nt
Organism: Dentiscutata erythropus
Lineage: Eukaryota; Fungi; Glomeromycota; Glomeromycetes; Diversisporales; Gigasporaceae
Source: the annotation of a GenBank genome assembly
AUGAAAUUUGAAAAAUUUAAAUCUAGAACAUUACAGUCAAAAUGGACAAAAUUAUUUGUUCUUACUUCAGUUUUGCAACUUAUUAUCAUUGUAGCAUUGGAGGGGCGCGUGCUUCAGCGAAACAGUAGUUUUCGAUACAAAAUACAGAGUCAAAUUAGUCAAUUUAAUAGUACAACCACCAACACAACAAACACCAACUCAACUUGUAAUCUCGAUCCUUCAUCUGAAAGAAUGUAUAAUAUUGAGUCGGAAAAUGUAGUUUUUAUGGUUUUUCAACUCUUUCAGCUAUUUCUAUGCAUGAACGCGGUAUAUAAUCAGAAUACGAUCCAAAUUAUUACAAUUGCAGUUACAAACUUUCUUUGUGGACUUUACGGCAUUGUCCAAAUUUUUGAGAUCAAAAAAUGGGUUUCAGAUUUACAAAUCAAAAACUGUCCUGACAAUAGUGCAUUUACAACCCAAUUCGCGAAACAGUAUGGGUCAUAUGAUAUACCUCUUGUUAUCUUCUUAGUUAUUUUUGCGUCAAUUAUCGCAUUCAUCAGUUUUAAACUGUACCAAGAAUUUGGCUGGAAUAUUUAUAAGAAAAUUGGCGCUGAUAUUCAAAUGCAAAAAAUAUUUAAAACGAUGCUUAUUUUUGUAUUGUUGCUCAAAAUUGAUCUUUUCUUUGUUCUUCUAACCGGUGUUGAGGCUAUUGCAACUUUACAUUAUGACAAAGACCCCAAAAAACAAGAUGCUAGCCUUUCCCUUUCUAAAGGCCUAUUUUAUUUUCAUUUGGUUAUAACAAUAAUGAUUCUUUUCUUAGAAGUGCUUGCUUAUAGCUCGCUAAGGAGAGAGAACAAGCCAGGAAUGAUCCUGUACAUCGUCUUAUCCACCGUUACCAUUGCCGACUUUUGUAUUAUUUUGAGGUCUUCGUUAAAAGCAAUUGAUCAAGCCUGGUACUUCUUUGUAGUAAUCGUUUUGAUUGCAGUUAUAUUAUCUAUUGUCACGUGGGUAUUUGCAAUAUUAGUAUAUUUAAACUUUGAUAAAGGCUUAAGACCUCUUCUUGAUAAACGAAGAGGUGAUUCGGAAAUAGGUGAUACUACCCCAGGUGAAGGUGGAAGGGAAAAAAUCGUUCUUGAUUAG